AUGUCUGCCGCUUCUACACCAGCCUACAAGUUAGAAUUACAAGACGUCGUGUAUAAAGUGGCCAAAGUACGUGUUGAUCCAGGUGUUCUGCUGAACCAUAGUAAACAGAUCGAAUCCACCCCUGUAAAGUAUACCAUAUCAAGAAAUGAACUAAAAAUGAAUACCAUACCCAAAGGAUCUACCGAGUUUUACUGGGACAAUAUAUUUCCACAGGCAGUACCCGAUCGAAUCGUGGUGGCUCUGGUGGACCAGAAAGCUGUGAAUGGGGAUUACACAGCCAACCCCUUUAAUUUCGAUCAUAUGGGAUUAACAGAUAUCGGGAUAUACGUCAACGGAGAAAGCGUACCUGGAAGACCACUGAAGACGGACUUUACGGCAGGACAUUAUUCAGCCGCCUAUGCUCGUUUAUUUGAAGCCUCUGGGAAAUGGAACAACGAUGCUGGACUGAUUAUCUCUCGUGAUAAUUUUGGAAAUGGAUACUCACUUUUUGUGUUUACGAUAGAUCCUUGUGGAUUUGGAGAAGAGUAUUUAAACCUGAUUCGUAGGGGAAACACCAGACUGGAAUUGAAAUUCAAACAAGCAACAACCAAAGCUGUCAAUGCCAUUGUAUUUGCAACUUUUUCAUCCCUACUUGAGGUUGACAAAUCACGUGACAUUAACUACAUUCAACCAAGAAUUCAACGCAUCUUUUAA
Molecule: messenger RNA, 693 nt
Organism: Saccostrea echinata
Lineage: Eukaryota; Metazoa; Mollusca; Bivalvia; Ostreida; Ostreidae
Exons: 1
Coding region: 1-693 (230 amino acids)
Source: RefSeq, a predicted model, not a curated record